AUGCCUUUUGUCCACGGCGAUAUGCUCCUAGCCUGUCCAAGGUUUACAAGUGCCUACAUAUAUCGGCGACCAAUCCCGUCUUCGUUCAGGCAGGUCUCUCGCCUUGCGAAGAAGACAAUCAGGACGGACGAUUCGUCUACAACGUCUUCAUCAAUAGACAAUUCUACGAUUCUGGAGGCGUGGAUAGAACCGUUACCUCAAGUAGAUGGUGGCACAGAGAACGGACUGUGA
Laccaria bicolor S238N-H82 is the source of this 231-nucleotide messenger RNA. RefSeq lists its product as uncharacterized. The record is from RefSeq and is a predicted model, not a curated record. The coding region runs from base 1 to 231 and encodes 76 amino acids. The transcript is spliced from 2 exons. NCBI's taxonomy places the organism in Eukaryota, Fungi, Basidiomycota, Agaricomycetes, Agaricales, Hydnangiaceae.